AAUCGCUAUUGUUUUGUUUGGAGAAGAAAAAGACAGUCCAGAUGUUUCAUGUUUAGAGAGUCGCUGUCAAACACUGAGAUAUCCUUAAAAAUCUUUACUUUUUAAUGCAUUUUAAUAUUUUUUUUUCCUGAUGCAAAAUUGCUUUUGCAAUAGAGUUGUUGUUGUUUUUUUUCUGUGAAUAAUGAAAAUAGUAUUUUUUUAAUAUUUUCUCCCGAAAGCGUUGAGAAAGAACUGAACCAGAGAUCAAAGAAUGGAGCUUCGGCUUUUAAUUGGAAAGCUUGUCUUGUUGAGUUUGUUUGUGCUCUGGGAUGUUAGUGAUUCUGUUCACACUCGUCAGGACGCGAAACUUCAGCACAGCGAUGAGAACGUAAUCAAUCUCUUGGAGGCUCUUAACGUUGCUCACUCUCGUCGAGGGGUUUCCAAGGCCAAAGGUCGUGACGCAGGAACACCAGCCUGGCGGUUCCGAUCCAGCGUGCCUCAUCUCACACUUCCACCGGAUUUAUCGCGGUACUUUCUAUCCACCUCACAGGGUGUACUGGGUUUGCACCUGGUGGGCCGACAGAGCAGAGUCUCGGAAGCCACCCUGAUCUCCUUCACCUCCCCAUCUGAUCUGCAACGAGAUGGACGCCCCCUGCUGGAGCUCACCUCUAACAGCCGUGAAGACUGGCUGCAGCUGGAGUUCAGGUCAGUGGACGGCCUACGACCACAGGUGGUGAAGAUUCCAGGUGGAAGUCCGUUCACAGGUGGUGCUUGGGUGAGAAUAGCUCUGAGUGUGGAACCCAGGCAGGUGCUUCUGUUUCUGGAGUGCCAGGAGGCCGUGGUGCUCAAACUGAAAGAAGGGGGUCGAAUAUUGACUCUGGACUUCCCACAGGAUCUGCAGAUUACAUUCUCCAGCACUGCAGGAAACAAGGCCAGCAAGUUCAAAGGUCUUUGGCAGACUGCUGAACUCUCCACAAGGAUAUUUGAGAGGCGUCCAUGGUUCUGUGACAAUGUACCAGACUCCCUCCCUCACCCGGUUCAAGCACAAGAUCCAGUCCAGCCCAACGGUCUGCCUCUGUCACCCAUCUCUGACAUGGAUAUGAUGCAGGACCAGGGAGACCUUGGAAGUGAAGCAGAUUUAGGACCCCCCAGGCAUCCCUUAUCGACUUAUCAAUAUACUGAGCAACUGGAGGCCAACCUGCAUGGCAUCAACACCAUGCUGAACAUACUAAAGAAUCAGAACGCUAUCCUGCAGGCGCGAGUCAAGCACUUGGAAACACACGAGUGUGUGAGGCAGAAGUGUGUUUGGGAAGGCCGACAGAUGGAGGAGGGCUCUCGUUGGUCGCUUGACAGUCGCACAGUGUGUUUGUGCACCAAUGGGAAGGUUCAGUGUGACCACUCAAGUGAAUGCAGCUUUCAUGGCAAUAUCUAUAGCAAUGGGGAUGUCUUCAGUCCAGAUGACUGCUCUAAGUGUACAUGUGGGAGUAGAAGAGUGGAAUGUGAUGUGAUUUCAUGCUCAUCACUGUCUUGUUUACAAACAUUUGUUCCUCUGGGAUCCUGCUGUCCUCUCUGCGAAACAAGAUGUGAACAUGAGGGUGAAAUCCAUGAGAACGGUGAUGUGUUUGCAUCUAGAUCGAACCCCUGUCUCAAAUGCUCCUGUUCUAACAGUCGGGUGUCAUGUGACCCCAUUCAGUGUCCACCCACCCUGUGCCCCAAUCCAUACAGGAGACCUGGGGAGUGCUGCCCGACCUGCUCCGCAUGUGAUGUUGACGGUCAACCGUACAAUGGCUCUUACAGCACAGUCGAUGGCUGCCAGACCUGCACAUGUCAGGGUGGGAAACAAGCGUGUGCUGACGUGCAUCAGUGUCCCCAGAUGUGUCGUGAUGGUGUGAAGCUUCCAUUUGGCUCCUGCUGCAGAGAUUGUUCCCGUUGUAACUAUGAGGGGCAAAUUUUCCUAGACGGCGUCUCUCUCCAAGUCGCCCGUGACCCCUGCAAACACUGUGUGUGCAACAGAGGGAAUAUAGUGUGCAACACUGAGACCUGUCCGGCUCUUGACUGUAAUUUGGUGGAGACUGUUGGUGGACAGUGCUGCCCCAGGUGUCGAAGUUGUUUCGAAGACAAUGUAUGGCACUUGCAUGGCUCUCAGUGGAAACACCCUAAUGACCCCUGCAUGGACUGUACAUGCACGGAGGGCCAAGUUCACUGUGUCAGAGCACUGUGUGAAGUCCGCUGUAGUAAUCCGGCCUCUCCUCAUCCUGGAUCCUGCUGCCCUGUCUGUGAUGGUUGUAGGGUGAAUGGAGUAGACAUCCCAAAUGGGCAAAGACUGCCGCCAGGGCCCCAGUGUGAGGGUGACUGUAUCUGUGAGCGGGGUAGCAUGAGAUGUCAUCAGGAGAGAUGCCCUGCCCCUAAUUGUGCAAACCCAAUUCCCCCUCAACAUAAUUCCUGCUGUCCAACGUGCAGUGGAUGUGUAUGGAAUGGUUUUCAGUAUAUGGAAGGAGAAACAUGGACUGACGCUGGACGAAGCUGUUCUUGUGUUGGUGGUCAGGUGACAUGCGGUGAUAGAUGUGCACAAGCUCCUUCACCACCCUGUGCAGAACCAGCCAGAACACCAGGAUGCAUGUGGAAUGGUGUUGUGUAUGCUGAAGGAGAAACAUGGACUGAUGCUGGACGAAGCUGUUCUUGUGUUGGUGGUCAGGUGACAUGCGGUGAUAGAUGUGCACAAGCUCCUUCACCACCCUGUGCAGAACCAACCAGAACACCAGGAUGCAUGUGGAAUGGUGUUGUGCAUGCUGAAGGAGAAACAUGGACUGAUGCUGGACGAAGCUGUUCUUGUGUUGGUGGUCAGGUGACAUGCAGUGAUAGAUGUGCACAAGCUCCUUCACCACCCUGUGCAGAACCAGCCAGAACACCAGGAUGCAUGUGGAAUGGUGUUGUGUAUGCUGAAGGAGAAACAUGGACUGACGCUGGACGAAGCUGUUCUUGUGUUGGUGGUCAGGUGACAUGCGGUGAUAGAUGUGCACAAGCUCCUUCACCACCCUGUGCAGAACCAACCAGAACACCAGGAUGCAUGUGGAAUGGUGUUGUGCAUGCUGAAGGAGACACAUGGACUGAUGCUGGACGAAGCUGUUCUUGUGUUGGUGGUCAGGUGACAUGCGGUGAUAGAUGUGCACAAGCUCCUACACCACCCUGUGCAGAACCAGCCAGAACACCAGGAUGCAUGUGGAAUGGUGUUGUGCAUGCUGAAGGAGAAACAUGGACUGAUGCUGGACGAAGCUGUUCUUGUGUUGGUGGUCAGGUGACAUGCGGUGAUAGAUGUGCACAAGCUCCUUCACCACCCUGUGCCGAACCAACCAGAACACCAGGAUGCAUGUGGAAUGGUGUUGUGCAUGCUGAAGGAGACACAUGGACUGAUGCUGGACGAAGCUGUUCUUGUGUUGGUGGUCAGGUGACAUGCGGUGAUAGAUGUGAACAAGCUCCUACACCACCCUGUGCAGAACCAGCCAGAACACCAGGAUGCAUGUGGAAUGGUGUUGUGCAUGCUGAAGGAGAAACAUGGACUGAUGCUGGACGAAGCUGUUCUUGUGUUGGUGGUCAGGUGACAUGCAGUGAUAGAUGUGCACAAGCUCCUUCACCACCCUGUGCAGAACCAACCAGAACACCAGGAUGCAUGUGGAAUGGUGUUGUGCAUGCUGAAGGAGACACAUGGACUGAUGCUGGACGAAGCUGUUCUUGUGUUGGUGGUCAGGUGACAUGCAGUGAUAGAUGUGCACAAGCUCCUUCACCACCCUGUGCAGAACCAGCCAGAACACCAGGAUGCAUGUGGAAUGGUGUUGUGUAUGCUGAAGGAGAAACAUGGACUGAUGCUGGACGAAGCUGUUCUUGUGUUGGUGGUCAGGUGACAUGCGGUGAUAGAUGUGCACAAGCUCCUUCACCACCCUGUGCAGAACCAGCCAGAACACCAGGAUGCAUGUGGAAUGGUGUUGUGCAUGCUGAAGGAGACACAUGGACUGAUGCUGGACGAAGCUGUUCUUGUGUUGGUGGUCAGGUGACAUGCGGUGAUAGAUGUGCACAAGCUCCUACACCACCCUGUGCAGAACCAGCCAGAACACCAGGAUGCAUGUGGAAUGGUGUUGUGUAUGCUGAAGGAGACACAUGGACUGACGCUGGACGAAGCUGUUCUUGUGUUGGUGGUCAGGUGACAUGCGGUGAUAGAUGUGCACAAGCUCCUUCACCACCCUGUGCAGAACCAACCAGAACACCAGGAUGCAUAUGGAAUGGUGUUGUGUAUGCUGAAGGAGAAACAUGGACUGAUGCUGGACGAAGCUGUUGUUGUGUUGGUGGUCAGGUGACAUGCAGUGAUAGAUGUGCACAAGCUCCUUCACCACCCUGUGCAGAACCAGCCAGAACACCAGGAUGCAUGUGGAAUGGUGUUGUGCAUGCUGAAGGAGACACAUGGACUGAUGCUGGACGAAGCUGUUCUUGUGUUGGUGGUCAGGUGACAUGCGGUGAUAGAUGUGCACAAGCUCCUUCACCACCCUGUGCCGAACCAACCAGAACACCAGGAUGCAUGUGGAAUGGUGUUGUGCAUGCUGAAGGAGACACAUGGACUGAUGCUGGACGAAGCUGUUCUUGUGUUGGUGGUCAGGUGACAUGCGGUGAUAGAUGUGCACAAGCUCCUUCACCACCCUGUGCAGAACCAGCCAGAACACCAGGAUGCAUGUGGAAUGGUGUUGUGCAUGCUGAAGGAGAAACAUGGACUGAUGCUGGACGAAGCUGUUCUUGUGUUGGUGGUCAGGUGACAUGCGGUGAUAGAUGUGCACAAGCUCCUUCACCACCCUGUGCAGAACCAGCCAGAACACCAGAUGCGGAGUGCUGCAACCCUUGCGGUCAGUGCCAGUAUAAACGGCGCAUCUAUGAAAAUGGCCAAACCUUCACUGAUCCGGACGACGCCUGUGUGAAAUGCACCUGUCAGGCUGGCCAAGCAAUAUGUGGCAUGCCUGGUUGUAAAGAAGUGUCCUGUUCUAAUCCAUACACUCCCCCUGGAGAGUGCUGCCCACGCUGCCCAGACUGUGAAUAUGAUAACCGCACCUUUACUAAUGGUGCAACAUUUACGAAUCCUGAGAAUCUGUGUGAGGAUUGUGUUUGCACUGAUGGACGUAUGAACUGUAGAAGUCAUGAGUGCCCAAGACCAAACUGCAAUAAUCCUCGGCCAGGGACAUGCUGCCAGAAUAACUGCAAUGGAUGUAGAUAUGCCGGUAAUGACUAUCCAAAUGGAAUUGAAUUUCCUCAUCCCACGGACAGAUGCAAAACUUGCCAUUGCACCAAUGGUAAUAUCCGGUGUUUGAUGAAGCGGUGUCCAGCAGUGCAGUGUGCUGACCCUUAUGUUCAUCCAGGAGAGUGCUGUCCGCAGUGUCCAGCAUCCCCUCUACAGCAUCCCCCUCAUUGUGUUGUUGAAGCGCAGUUUUACAGGCAUGAACAGCAGUUCAACCAUCCCACCGGCAGCUGUCAAUCAUGCCUCUGCACCAAUGGGUCUGUGAACUGCCGGCGCAGGCCCUGCCCCUCCGCUGUCUGCUCACAUCCCAUAAUUCAAGAGUGCUGUCGCACAUGUGACGGCUGUCUGUAUGGAGGGAGGGAAUACGCUAAUGGCGCCACAUUUGAGGAUGCGUCAGACCCGUGCCGGACUUGUUUUUGUCGUGAUGGGACAGUCAGAUGUGAGUGGAAGUACUGUCAGCACAUUGCUUGUCCCUUUCCUGUUCAGGGAGAGUGCUGCCCACACUGUGAUGGCUGCCGCUAUGCUGGCGUUGAAUAUGUGAACGGUCAGGAGUUUGCAGAUCCUGCUGACCACUGCAGUCAUUGCGUGUGCGCGAGUGGUCAUGUGAACUGCAAUCGAAGGCCGUGUCACAUCCCAGGAUGUAGCCACCCCAUUUCCCGUCCAGACCAGUGCUGUCCCGUGUGUGAUGGCUGUCUGUUCCAUGGAAGAGUUUAUGCCAAUAGCGAGGUAUUUCCAUCACCCACAGCAUCCUGUGAGGAGUGCAGAUGUUCGAAUGGCAGCGUGUCAUGCACACCUGUGUCCUGUCCAGAGGCGCCCUGCAGGCGGCCUGUGCAUCCUCCAGGAGAGUGUUGUCCCGUGUGCACUGGGAUGUGUGAACACCAGGGACAGGUGCAUGAGUCCGGCUCCACAUUCACUCCAGCCAACGACCAGUGUUCUACCUGCACAUGCCUGCUGGGACAUAUCGAGUGUGAUUUGCAGGAGUGUCCUCCUCUCGAUUGUCCAGAUGGAUCAGUCAAAGUGAAGAAUCCUGGGAAAUGCUGUCCCGAGUGCACAGGUAUCACAGCUGGAAUGUGUGUGUAUAAGGGACAGCUGUACAGCCACAAUGAUCACUGGGAUGUGGAUGAGUGUACGAUCUGCACCUGUAUGUCUGGAGACGUGCACUGCCGAACUGAGAGAUGCCCAACACUUACAUGUCCCUCGGAUGAAACCCCAGCUCUGGUUCCUGGAAUGUGUUGUCCUCACUGCAUUCCUCAUCCUGCCACCUGUAUCGUGUUUGGAGAUCCUCACUACCGAACAUUCGAUGGCAAGAUGGUGAACUUCCAGGGGACGUGUACAUACGUUCUGGCUGAGGACUGUAAUGGUGGAGACUUCAGUGUCCGUGUGUCUAAUGAGGAGAGAGGACGUAAAGGAGUGUCUUGGACUAAAGAGGUGACGGUGUUUAUCGGUGAUGUUGUGGUACAGCUGUUUCAGGACUGGCUUGUCAAGGUUGAUUAUCAAACCGUCUCCCUGCCAUUCCUUAAAGAGCCAUAUGUUUACCUGGAGCGUAUGACCAACACUAUUCUUCUCAACACCAAUGUUGGGCUGAAGGUGUUAUGGAAUGGGCGUUCUCAUCUGGAGGUAAGCGUUCCUGGUACCUAUAUGAAUCACAUGUGUGGUCUGUGUGGGAACUUCAACAACUACCCUCAGGACGACAUGACACUACGCAACGGACAAAUCACCAACUCUGAAGCAGCGUUUGGAAACAACUGGAAGGUGGGCAGCGGAUCUCUCGCUAAUGUUCAGUGUCCUGACGCGCAGAACAUCAACCCGUGUAAGGAGGCAGGCUACAGGGCACAGAGGACAGCAAACGCUCACUGCGCCGUGCUGAAGUCGCCCAUGUUUGAGCGCUGCCAUAAGGUGGUGCCGCCCGAGAUGUUCUUCGCUUCAUGUGUGUAUGAUCUGUGUGCCUGCGACUCCAACAUGGACGAGUGUGUGUGUGACGUGCUGGAGGCUUACGCGUCUGAGUGCCGCAAAGCUGGAGUUAUCCUGCAGUGGAGAUCACCUACACUCUGCGCUAUUGGUUGUCCACUGGAACGAGGUUAUGUGUUUGAUGAAUGUGGGCUGCCUUGCCCUAAGACGUGCUUUAAUAAAGACAUCCCGUUGGGUGUGAUCGAGGCUCACUGCUUUAAACCCUGUGUGCCAGGAUGCCAGUGCCCAGCCGGACUGGUAGAACACAACGCCCACUGUAUCGCCCCUGAAAAAUGCCCUAAAAUUAUCCACGGCAACUCAUGAGGCCCACAAAUGUCACAUGGAUCCAAAUCAGUUCCUUAACGUUACAAAGUCUAAGUCUCAUUGAUAUGUGCUUUCCAAAUAAACUUGAGAUAUGAUGAACCAAAAUAUGUUUUUAAAGUCAACACUGACCCUUUUAACUUUCUUAAUACAAAUUUCUGGUUUUAUUGUGGACACCAGUGUAUGUUAUUAAAAAUAUGUUUGCCAAGAAUCCCUUUUACUCUGGUAUGGAACACCCACUUUUCACGAUCCAGUCAAUUUCUGGUGAAUAUCAUCAAGUUUAACCCCUACAUUUUUUCUCAUUUAAGAUUUCCCUGUUUUACUCAUUGUUUACUUCAGAUUAUGGAAGUUGUGAGAGUUGUGAACAGUGUUUCAUGUAGACUUUAAAUUGCUUGCCCUUCGGGAACAGUUUAGCUUUAUAGCUCAAAACGUUGAGACAUUACUAUUUAAACAAUCUUGUACUGCAAACUGCAUAAGACUUUUGUUUUAUUGGUGCUUCUGUCUGUAAGUGAUUCUUACUGAUUUUAAGACACUGUGUUAACCUGUGUUGAACUUUGGUUAUUAAAGCUCUUCAGCUUUACUGUAUGUAAUUUCUGCGGCACUAGUGCCACAAAACAGAAUUGCAAAAAUAAACGUUUUCAAAUGAAACAAUGUUUCA
This is a messenger RNA of Myxocyprinus asiaticus (Chinese sucker), 8177 nucleotides long. RefSeq names its product kielin/chordin-like protein. The record is from RefSeq and is a predicted model, not a curated record. Gene Ontology annotation, molecular function: protein binding. NCBI's taxonomy places the organism in Eukaryota, Metazoa, Chordata, Actinopteri, Cypriniformes, Catostomidae. The coding region runs from base 251 to 7522 and encodes 2423 amino acids. The transcript is spliced from 49 exons.